Molecule: messenger RNA, 408 nt
Organism: Macrosiphum euphorbiae (potato aphid)
Lineage: Eukaryota; Metazoa; Arthropoda; Insecta; Hemiptera; Aphididae
Source: the annotation of a GenBank genome assembly
AUGGUAGAAUGUCCUGUCCGUAAAAAAUGUUAUAAAAAUAGCAGCGGUGAAUUCACUAGCAUUUAUGGUUACUGCAGACACAAUACUUGUAAAAGUUUUAAGUUUGAUUUUGAAAAAAAAACUGAAAGUGCAGUUAAGGUAUAUGUACUUCGCAAUCAAAAUAUAUACUAUAGCCAUGGUGGAAAAUUAACAAACUUUCUUAGAGGACCGGAGCGAAUGAGUUAUCGAAAAGAGGCGGGUCACAUAAAACAGUUGGCUUUGAGGCAAAAACAUGUUAUGAAAUCUUCUCCUAGGAAGAUAAAACGAGGGAACCUUCAACAAAUAAGGUCAACCAGUGUGUAUAACAGAGUGUCACACGACACUUUGAGUAAGUUUGAUUUCGAUAGCGAUGACAGAGUAGACUCGUAA